Messenger RNA from Bubalus bubalis (water buffalo), 561 nucleotides. RefSeq names its product LSM8 homolog, U6 small nuclear RNA associated (gene LSM8). NCBI's taxonomy places the organism in Eukaryota, Metazoa, Chordata, Mammalia, Artiodactyla, Bovidae. Gene Ontology annotation, molecular function: RNA binding. Gene Ontology annotation, cellular component: U4/U6 x U5 tri-snRNP complex; precatalytic spliceosome; U6 snRNP. Gene Ontology annotation, biological process: mRNA splicing, via spliceosome. The record is from RefSeq and is a predicted model, not a curated record. Bases 103 to 393 code for a protein of 96 amino acids. The transcript is spliced from 4 exons.
UGCUGCCGCCAGUCGGCGGGAGAGGCUGCUGUUUCCUGGCGGUCCUUUCUAGCUCAUCUGGUGGCCGGGGCUGUUGUGUUUUCAGUCGCCAGGUCGCGUAUCAUGACGUCCGCCUUGGAGAACUACAUCAACCGAACUGUUGCUGUCAUUACUUCUGAUGGGAGAAUGAUUGUGGGAACACUGAAAGGUUUUGACCAGACCAUUAAUUUGAUACUGGAUGAAAGCCAUGAACGAGUGUUCAGCUCUUCACAGGGAGUAGAACAAGUGGUACUAGGGUUAUACAUUGUAAGAGGCGACAAUGUUGCAGUCAUUGGAGAAAUUGAUGAAGAGACAGAUUCUGCACUUGAUUUGGGGAAUAUUCGAGCAGAACCUUUGAACUCUGUAGCACACUGAGGAAAAACUACAUAUAUCACACAUCUGUAAAUCUUUGUACAGAAACUGAUUAUUCUGAGAUUGAUGGUCUGAAUUUUUAGGAAUGUGUAAUUGUGGAUUUUGACUCCAUGUUGAUUCAUUGUAAUAUGAUAUGUAAAUUAAAGUAUUUCUACAUUUUCUUGAAAAAAA